UAAACCCCUUCCUUUUUCACCCCGUCCAUCCCCAAUUCCCAAACAUCUCGCACACUCAUCCACUUCAUCUCUGGACUCUAGAAGAACGGUGACCCAUCAUCCAGCCGCCAUGAAGACUGUUUUGACUCUGCUUGGGCUUUUUUCUCUGGCCUGCCACAGUAUUCUCUCCUGUUCUGUCUGCGAAGGCAACGCUCUGAAAUGUCACACGUGCGUGGCAUCCAGCGAGGAAGACUGCAACAAGCAGGGCUCCACCUCGUGUCCACAGUACGCUGACGCCUGCUCCACCAUCACAGGCCCAAACACCGUGAUGAAGUCAUGCACAUACAAGGCGUUCUGCGACAAGGCGCACGGCAGCAGCUCAGGAGCCAAGAUGGAGUGCUGCUUUGGGGACGACUGCAACGGGCCCCACCGGAGCCACCACCGUAACGCAGCGGGGGCGCCGUCUACCAGCCCGGCCGUGCUGAUCACCUCCCUGCUGCUGCUGCUGCUUCACGUUGCCUUCAGUCAGUUCUGAACCUCCCACCACCUAGUCUUCUCCCUCCAGCGUUUCACCACCUCCUCCUCAUCUGCUCUAUCGUUAAUGUCAUCAAUCCGAGAUCAAAAGAGGAUCCGAGACGCAGAGAGUUUCUGGUGGUUUGAGAUAAGUGCGACAACAAGAACGCACUUCUCUGAUUGUGGUGCAUGAAAGGUCCUGGCCCACCGGUGCAAGCUGCGUUUUUGGCAGCUUUCCUUGUCUUUUACUGUCACUGAAAACUUACACCACAUAUAUUUUGAUAGUUACACAAUAAGAUGAGGUUUUUCUGUAAAAUAACACGUGAACUUGGGUGUGUUUAUGAUGAAUAAAAGUGAAGAACUCCCACUCAGCUCCGGUGCAGACAGGGGGAGGUGGGUGUGGUUUCAGUAAGCACGACAGUUCGCUUCACCGCAAAGAAUCACAUUAUUCACAUCUGGCGUCAUUACCAUCUGUAAUCUAAUCAUUUAUUGUGCUUUCUAGUUUGUCUGAAUAAAAAAACACAAUCACA
Messenger RNA from Fundulus heteroclitus (mummichog), 1022 nucleotides. Its product is annotated as urokinase plasminogen activator surface receptor. NCBI's taxonomy places the organism in Eukaryota, Metazoa, Chordata, Actinopteri, Cyprinodontiformes, Fundulidae. The transcript has 3 exons. The coding region runs from base 110 to 514 and encodes 134 amino acids. The record is from RefSeq and is a predicted model, not a curated record.